GAGGUCGGACAUGGAUCAUCUGGAGCGCUGCGCGUGGUUCCUCCGGGGGACCCUGGUGCGGGCGGCCGUGCGGCGCUACCUGCCAUGGGCGCUGGUGACGUUCAUGCUGAUGGGCUCCGUCCUCAAGGAGCUGUCCCCGCUGCCCGAGAGCUACCUCAGCAACAAGCGCAACGUCCUCAACAUGUAUUUUGUCAAAGUAGCCUGGGCCUGGACCUUCAGCCUCCUGCUGCCUUUCAUUGCCCUCACCACCUACCAGCUGACUGGCAAGCCCAGGCUGGUCCUGCAGCGGCUGACCACUCUGCUGGUGGGCACGGCCAUCUGGUACGGGUGCACCACGUUCUUCCACAACGUCGAGCACUACACGGGCAACUGCUACGGCUCGCCCGCCCUGGAGGGGCUGCGGAGGGAGCACCGGAGCAAGCAGCAGUGUCACGGGGCGGGCGGCUUCUGGCACGGCUUCGACAUCUCGGGCCACUCCUUCCUGCUGACCUUCUGCGCCCUCAUGAUCGUGGAGGAGAUGGCCGUGCUGCACGGGGUGAAGACGCGGCGCGAGCAGCGCCUGCACGCCGCCAUCACCAGCCUGGUCAUCGCCCUGGGCGCCCUGACCUUCCUCUGGGUGCUGAUGUUCCUCUGCACAGCCGUUUACUUCCACGACUUCGCCCAGAAAGUGUUCGGGACCCUGUUCGGCCUGCUGGGCUGGUACGGGACCUAUGGGUUUUGGUAUCUGAAAGCCUUCUCCCCCGGACUUCCUCCCCAGAGCUCCGGUUUCAGUUCGAAGCGGGACAAUUACAAGAAAUAAAGGGGAAGCAAAGGGGACAGCAGCGGGGUGCCGGCCGACACCCCCCCCCUCCACGUCUGGGUCUUAGUUAGGCGGCCACGUGGUCCGGUCUCCUGGAGCAGAGAGGACAGUCUGGGCUGAGGUGGUAGGUGGGGUCCCGGGCAUGAGUGUCCUGCCUCGACUCGUCCUGGCGAUGUUGGCCUGCGCCACAGACACCCCUUCAGCCUGGCCCUGGGUGUCCCUGCGAGGACCUGACCGUCGUCGCAUAGGACACCCCUUCUGUCUCCAGAUGGCGGGGCGCUCCCGGUGCUUGGCCGUGGGGAGGUCAGGGCCUCGGGACUGCUCACCCCAUCUUCCUGACCCCGGGGGUGGUCUUGCUUGGAAUCCGUGUUAAAUGCUGAUAUUUAAAAAAGGUUGUCCCCCGCCCCCCCCAACUUCCCACCAGGCCCAUUUGGCCCAAGCUUCGAGUUCCGGCCAGGUUCUAGAAAACCGCCGGUCACCUGAAACACCA
Echinops telfairi (small Madagascar hedgehog) is the source of this 1289-nucleotide messenger RNA. RefSeq names its product fat storage inducing transmembrane protein 2 (gene FITM2). Lineage: Eukaryota; Metazoa; Chordata; Mammalia; Afrosoricida; Tenrecidae. The coding region runs from base 11 to 799 and encodes 262 amino acids. Gene Ontology annotation, biological process: phospholipid biosynthetic process; lipid storage; lipid droplet organization. The record is from RefSeq and is a predicted model, not a curated record. Gene Ontology annotation, cellular component: endoplasmic reticulum membrane. The transcript is spliced from 2 exons.